AUGGCGGUUGAACGAGAACGAGAUGCAUCGCCUUCUGAGGCCACGCCUCUGAUGGAGCGCACCCCUACAUACAACGAGGAAACACAGACAUCGCUUUCGGUCUUUCGGGGAACCAUUCUAGUCAUUGCUGUUGGCUUAUUACUAUUCAUUCAGACCACAAAUAUCUCAAUGUUGACCACUGCCCAAUCUGACAUUGCUGCAGAUCUCGAUGCUUUCUCAGAGACUACCUGGUUCAGUUCAGCAUAUCUCAUUGCAAUGUCCAGCGUUACUCCUCUAGCAGGACGUCUCUGUCAGAUCUUCACGGCCCGUAGUUACACGCUUUUCUCGGUCAUACUGCUAUCCAUCGGACUAUUCAUCACUGCAGCUGCUCAGAGUCUGCCGAUAUUCCUUCUGGGGCGCGCAGUAUCUGGGUGCGGUAGUGCCGGCGUCAUGGUCACAUCCUUCAUCUUGAUCCUCGAUCUUACGAGCAAGGAACGAAGAGGUCUUUUUAUCGGCUUGCUUAAUGUCGGGCUGACGACUGGCAUCUCAUGUGGCGCCGUUAUUGCCGGGCUAUUGACGCCCAAGUAUGGAUGGCGUCUCAUCUUCUGGAUCCAAGCACCUGCAUCAUUGAUUCUGGGCUUGGUCGAAUUUUUCGCUGUCCCCGGCAACACAGUAAAGGGCUCCAUCGAGCUCGGGGCACAGUCAAACUUGAAGAAACUUGCCAAGGUCGACUAUCCAGGUGCCUUGACUCUAACCGCCUCGGUAUUUUUGCUACUCUUCAGUCUUGCAUCGCCCGAUUCAAGUGUCACAGUUGCGCCUCUGGUUCUGAGUGUUGUGUUUUUCUCUAGCUUCCUCCUGAUCGAAUCGAGAUUCACCUCCGAACCAAUUAUCCCAAUCGAGGUCCUCAAAGCUAAAAGCGUUUUGGCCACUUGUGUGGCAGCUCUCAUCUCGAUGAUGGCCCGCUGGUCGAUCCUCUUCUUCACCCCCGUAUAUGCAAUGGCGGUUCGAGGAUGGUCUCCUGCAUCGGCUGGGUUGAUCCUGGUUCCAACCAAUGCUGGGUUUGGUCUUGGGGGUCUACUUGUUGGAUGGAUCCAUAUUCGCAAGACAAGUAGCUACUACAUCUCAACCCUGGUCGUACUUUUGUUAUUUGCUCUGACAAGCUUCGUCCUGGCCUUGCUCUCAACGCCGUCUUCAUCAACCGUUGCUUAUGUUGUCGCCACCUUUCUCAAUGGCUUCUUCAUUGGCGCCUCAAUGAACUAUGCGCUCUCCCAUAUGCUUCAUCUCACGAACCCUGAUGUGCACUACAUCACUACCUCUUUAUUAGGCAUGUUCCGGGGCUCCGCCGGAAGCUUUGGAUCAGCCAUCGGCGGCGGCUUCUUCCAGCGUGAGCUGAAGAAAGCGCUUGAGAAGGGGUUCGGUGAGAAUGGUCUGUUUGAUAAGGGGGAACUUGUUCGCAAGUUGUUGGGAAGUCCUGCGCUGGUGGGACGAUUAACAGACACGGAGAAGAAGGUCGCCGUUGAGAGCUAUGAGCACGCUAUCAAGGUAUUGAUCCUCGGAGGCUGCGUUCUCGCUCUGGUGUCGACAAUCGUCCAGGCUUGUACUGGAUGGUCAGCACCAUUGGGGAUGGAGAAGGGAGAUGGAGACGAUGUAGAGCGAAGCUCUGAAGGGGAGGAGUAA
Messenger RNA from Aspergillus clavatus NRRL 1, 1656 nucleotides. RefSeq names its product putative MFS multidrug transporter. The transcript has 6 exons. Lineage: Eukaryota; Fungi; Ascomycota; Eurotiomycetes; Eurotiales; Aspergillaceae. Gene Ontology annotation, cellular component: fungal-type vacuole membrane. The record is from RefSeq and is a predicted model, not a curated record. Bases 1 to 1656 code for a protein of 551 amino acids. Gene Ontology annotation, biological process: basic amino acid transport; transmembrane transport. Gene Ontology annotation, molecular function: basic amino acid transmembrane transporter activity.